Messenger RNA from Nanorana parkeri, 1120 nucleotides. RefSeq names its product cyclin H (gene CCNH). Gene Ontology annotation, cellular component: nucleus; transcription factor TFIIK complex. NCBI's taxonomy places the organism in Eukaryota, Metazoa, Chordata, Amphibia, Anura, Dicroglossidae. Gene Ontology annotation, biological process: regulation of transcription by RNA polymerase II; DNA-templated transcription; regulation of cyclin-dependent protein serine/threonine kinase activity. The coding region runs from base 54 to 1013 and encodes 319 amino acids. The transcript has 9 exons. The record is from RefSeq and is a predicted model, not a curated record. Gene Ontology annotation, molecular function: cyclin-dependent protein serine/threonine kinase regulator activity.
UCACCGUGACGUAUAAUGGCAGCGCCAGCAGUGCCGUUCAUGGAAGGGGGGACAUGUAUCACAACAGCACCCAGAGAAAGCACUGGACCUUCCCUAGCGCGGUUGACCUGCAGCGGCUCCGCGGUCAAGCCAAUAGCCGGGCCCGGGUACGAGGGACAUCCCAGGCACACUUGAGGGACAUAUUUACUGUGGAGCCUCAUGAAGAGCUCAUCAUAUGCAAAUACUAUGAGAAGAAGCUGGUGGAUUUCUGCAAUGCUUUCAAACCCACAAUGCCUAAAUCUGUCUUGGGGACAGCUUGUAUGUACUUCAAACGGUUUUACCUGAAUAAUUCAGUCAUGGAACAUCGCCCACGUAUAAUAAUGCUGACGUGUGCAUUCCUAGCGUGUAAAGUAGAUGAGUUUAAUGUAUCCAGUGUCCAGUUUGUUGGUAACCUUCCAGAAAGCCCUGCAGCUCAGGAGAAGAUCCUAGAACAGAUUCUGGAACAUGAACUGCUGCUCAUCCAACAGCUGAACUUUCACCUUAUCAUACACAACCCUUACCGACCUUUUGAAGGAUACUUAAUCGAUUUAAAGACACGAUAUCCUUUGCUAGAUAAUCCUGAGAUGUUGAGGAAAACGGCUGAUGACUUCUUGACUCGAGUUGCUCUGACUGAUGCUUUCUUGCUGUUUACACCCUCUAUAAUAGCUCUGACUGCUAUCUUAUCUAGUGCUUCAAGAGCAAGCCUUAAUAUGGAGAGUUAUUUAUUGGAGUGUCUCUCUCUAAAAGACAGCCUGGAAACCAUGGCUCACCUACUGGAUGGAAUGAAACGUCUAAAGAUACUUGUGUCAAAGUAUGAGUUUGCUAGAUCUGAAGAUGUCGCAUCAAUAGAGAAGAAAUUGGAGAAAUGCCACAGUGGUGAAGUUAUGGCUAAUUCGAAAAAGAGAAAAGGAUAUGAAGAUGAUGAUUAUAUCUCCAAAAAGCCCAAAACUGAAGAGGAGGACUGGAGCGACGAUGAUUUGGUGGAUUCUUUAUAGUUAACGGACUAUGUGCCACAGUUUAUGUACAUAACAAUGUGUAUAUUUUUGUUCCAGGUAUUUAAACUUCCAGUUGAUUCAGUAUUUGUGUAAAAGGAAUUCUAUUG